Molecule: messenger RNA, 2538 nt
Organism: Corylus avellana
Lineage: Eukaryota; Viridiplantae; Streptophyta; Magnoliopsida; Fagales; Betulaceae
Gene: PRR5
Product: two-component response regulator-like protein
Biological process (GO): phosphorelay signal transduction system; cytokinin-activated signaling pathway
Molecular function (GO): protein binding
Source: RefSeq, a predicted model, not a curated record
AUCCCCUUAAAAUAUUUAGAGCCCCAAUUCAGAUAUUUUUAUUAGCUUGUCGAAAUUUAGCAGGGGAUGAGAUUUUUUCUUUCGAGCUUUCACUGAAGUCAGAAGCAAAGCGUGGACGCCUGUCUCCAGAGAGCCAGACAUGGGUGAGGUGGUGUUGAGCAGCGAGGAGGAACUGGAAAUGAGAGCAGAGAGUGAGACAGAGAAGGAGGAGGAGAUGGGUGAGACUGAGAGUGAGACAGAGAAGAAGAAAGAGAAUAGGAAGAGGAAGAAGGAUAAAAAGGGUGGGAGAUCAAGUGGGCGGGUGAGGUGGGAUAGGUUCUUGAAGAGGAUGAAUCUGAGGGUGUUGCUGGUUGAGGCUGACGAUUGCACCAGGCAGAUUAUAGCUGCGCUUCUCAGGAAGUGUAGCUACAGAGUUGCUGCUGUUCCUGAUGGCCUAAAAGCAUGGGAGUUACUGAAGGGAAGACCACAUAACAUAGACCUCAUAUUGACAGAAGUGGAUUUGCCUUCAAUAUCUGGAUUUGCCCUUCUUACUCUAAUCAUGGAGCAUGAGAUUUGCAAAAACAUCCCAGUUAUAAUGAUGUCCAAAGAGGAUUCAGUAACCACAGUUUAUAAAUGCAUGUUGAGAGGUGCUGCUGACUAUCUUGUUAAGCCUAUUAGGAGAAAUGAACUAAGAAAUCUGUGGCAGCAUGUUUGGAGAAGACAAUCUUUGAAUGUUGGCGCAAAUAAUCCCCAGGAUGAGAGUGUUGGACAACAAAAGGAAGAAACCACUUCAGAAAACAAUGCUGCAAGUAACCAUUCUAAUGGUCAAAUGGCUUGCAGACAGAGAAAUAAUGAACAAAUUGAAAAAGUGAGUGAUACUCAGAGCUCUUGUACAAAGCCAGAGUUGGAAGUGGAAAGUGCCCCAAUGGAAAAUAUGCAGGAAUUCUCACAGCCGAAAUGGGGCAAAUUGUUUCCCAGUGACAUAGUACUGCAAAAGGAUGAAGCAUGCAUCAAUAUGGGCAAGAAAUUUCUUGUGCAUGAGAGUGAAGCUGGGGGAUCAGUGGUGGACACCUCCAAGGAUGAUAUCACAACUACUCUUGGCAAUGAGGCUUGUGACAAUAAUUAUGUCAUUGUCAACUCUUCUAGAGAAGCCAUUGACUUGAUCGGAGCAUUUCGUAACUAUCCAAACGGCAGUAGCAAAGGCAUAGGCGAGUUUGAUUCUUUGCCGCAAUUGGAUCUUUCCUUGAAAAGAUAUCAUCCCAGUGGCUCUUGGAAUGAAUAUACUGUAGAAAGGCGUACCCUUGGACAUUCUAAUGCCUCAGCCUUUACAAGGUACACUAACAGGCCAUUACAAUCCCCCAGCACAACAGUCGCCUAUGCUUCUAAUCAUCUGAAAGAGAGUGGAACGAAUUCCGAGAAAAUGCUAUCCAAUAUUGUUGCUGGUUGUUGCUCUGAUACUCCUGGUAUCACACAAAGUGAACAAAGAAGUAUCAUCUCUCUGGCUACUGGUCAAUCUAAAGAAUCUGAAGGUGCAAAUUCAUGCUCUCAGCAGAGAGUAUUUCCUGUGCCAGUACCAGUGAAAGGUAUAAGAAUUAAUAACCUAUUCACGGGCUUUGGUUCUGUACUUCCUCCAAUAUUUUGUACACAAUCUGGUCCAUCACCAAUGCCAAAUCCAAGUUCAUUCACACAGCAGGACCCCUCCUUUCGAGUGAAUAUGUUUUAUCAGUCAAACCUUGAAAAUAGCAAUUUUGAGCAGCAACAUGAUCCACAUAGUCAAAAUACGAACAAUUGUGCAAACCAGACUAUACACAAGCAGGAACACAAAUUGGAUUCGCUGGAGGACCGAGGGCAUAUAUCUCCAGCUACUGAUCAGAGUGCGAGUAGUAGUUUCUGUAAUGGUGGUGUAAGUCGUCAUAAUGCAAGUAGCAGUUUCUGUAAUGGGGGUGUGAGUUGUCAUAAUAGCAUUGGGUACGGAAGUACUUGUGGAAGUAACAGCAAUGUUGAUAACAUUGCUUUUGUUGGCGCUGCUUCAGAGAGCAAGAAUGAAGAAGGUUUGUUUACUCCUAGUGGAAGUUCCCAUCGAUCCAUCCAAAGAGAAGUGGCUCUAACCAAGUUUCGCUUGAAGAGGAAAGAAAGAUGCUAUGAGAAGAAGGUUCGGUACGAGAGCAGGAAAAAACUUGCUGAGCAGCGUCCCCGAGUAAAAGGACAGUUUGUUCGACAAGCGCAUAUUGAUCCCCCACCCGCAGAAACUGAUGGCAAUUCCUUUUAUGGUUAGCUGUACGUUUAGCUUGUUACAGUUAAAGUGAUUGUAAUAUUUUCUGCCUUAGCCUUUGUUGAAUCCGGUGAAGAUGCUUUCUAACACCACUUCCAGUCUUCCAUAUUAGUCUUCUUUUAGGAUGUUAAUUCAAAAUAUCCUGUAUCCUCGGUAAUGUAGUGUUGUAAUUUCUAUUUACCUUGGUAGGAGGCCGCGUAGCCAUUCUUUUUUUUUUUUUUUGACAUGUACAUUUCCUCACUUAGAAACUCGAGAGUAAAUAGUAUAGCAGUUAUAGUUACUGAUCA